Klebsormidium nitens is the source of this 1263-nucleotide messenger RNA. Lineage: Eukaryota; Viridiplantae; Streptophyta; Klebsormidiophyceae; Klebsormidiales; Klebsormidiaceae. The record is from the annotation of a GenBank genome assembly.
CCCAUUCAAGCUUUGUAUCAAAAGUCUGUUGAGUACGUUUCUUUUCCCGGCCUAUUCAGUCAUGGAAUCGUGGCGAGUACAGCUUCACACAGCAGGAAGCGACGUCGGCCUUGACCUUAACUGAAACACGGCUGCAGGCGUGAUUCAGGCGUGAUGCAGAGAGACAUUCUCUCAAAGAAAAGAUCAAAUAGCUUUUCGGAGAAGACCUUUGAAGAAGUUAGGAACAUUCUCAAAGAGUCUUCAUCAAUCCAGAUUUGAAGGGAAGGGAGGUUUCUGGCUCCGGCAGUGAGCAGAAUACUGACUGCCCGUAUGACGUGCCACGCCUGAUCUUCUCGUGUAUGGUUAGUGCUUAGUUUCCAGCCAGAACCCAUAGCGACUAGACGUUUGUAACAGCCGCUUACGUUGUCUUUCUUCCAACAGCAGGAGAUCCCAACUUGCCUGCCAAAGCUUACUUUUGAAGGGCUGCUCGAAGAGUGUCGCCGUUAUGAGAAAGAAGUUCUCCGGACCUAGCCGCCGCCGACAGACAGGAAGAGGGAAAACAACGAAUCGUUGUUGGUUGUUAAACGUCGAUCCAAGCUACCUCAGUUUUUCUUAUCAGAAACGGAUACCUUAAAACCCGCGAUCCUAAAACGGACCUCGCACUUUUAGUCACGACCUCAGUUCAAAUAGAUCCUUAACACAACCCUCAAGCAGUCAGUACUUCAAAGCGCUUGUAGUGGAGCCACGUGUUCGCGCCUAAAAGCUAUGGCUUCAGAGUCGUCAAGCCGGGGGAUCCCCCAGCUUGAAGAAGCCGGUGUCAACGGUUGGCAUCUGGCCCCCGACAAAGAAGGCUCGUGCUCCUUCUGCGCACGCCACGCGAGGGGAGCCCGCAACUUCGCGGACCUGGGGGGCGGCUUAUUGCUGGGCGCGUAUGACGCGGCGUCAUGCCCUUAUGUCCUGCAAAGUCUGGGCGUGACGCACGUGGUCCAGGUGAUGAAGAAAAGCUGGCCGAUCCGGCCGCCAAAGUUUGUGAACUUUGAGUACUUUGUCAUAGACGUUGACGAUCGAGACGAGGAAGCGGAGAAGCUCGCUGCGGCUUGGGACGACGCUUUCGAGUUUAUUUCUGCGGCUUUAAAGAGUGGACGAGGCAAGGUUUACGUCCACUGCUUUGCGGGCGUUUCCAGGAGUCCCACCGUGUGCAUAGCGUAUCUUAUGAAGGAGAAGGGGAUGAGGCUCGAGGAUGCAGAUCGGACGAUGCCUGAUAAGCUCGAGAAAGAGCUGUAA